This is a messenger RNA of Pelecanus crispus (Dalmatian pelican), 1314 nucleotides long. The record is from RefSeq and is a predicted model, not a curated record. Lineage: Eukaryota; Metazoa; Chordata; Aves; Pelecaniformes; Pelecanidae.
UUCGACAAUCAGCAAGCAUUGGGAGGCAGAACUGGCCACGCUGAAGGGUAAUAACGCUAAGCUCACAGCAGCCCUGCUGGAGUCCACUGCCAACGUAAAACAAUGGAAACAACAACUUGCUGCGUAUCAGGAGGAAGCAGAACGUCUUCAUAAGCGGGUGACUGAGCUAGAGUGUGUGAGCAGUCAAGCCAAUGCAGUCCACACACAUAAAACAGAAUUAAACCAGACAAUACAGGAGUUAGAGUCUACGCUGAAGAAAAAAGAAGAGGAAAUUGAAGGAUUGAAACAAGAAAUUGACAAUGCCAGAGAGCUUCAGGCACAGAGGGAUUCUCUGACCCAGAAGUUACAGGAAGUAGAAAUUCGAAACAAAGACCUGGAAGGCCAGCUGUCUGAUCUAGAGCAACGUCUGGAGAAAAGUCAGAAUGAGCAAGAAGCUUUUCGCAAUAACUUGAAGACACUUUUAGAAAUUCUUGAUGGAAAAAUAUUUGAACUAACAGAGUUACGAGAUAACUUGGCCAAGCUAAUAGAAUGCAGCUAAAGAAAACGGGAUUUCAGUGCCAAUCAGCUUAAAGAUGCACUGUCUCUCUUCAUAGGACUGUGAUGGGCUCUGCAUCAAAGUUGCACAAAAUUAGAAAAUGCUCCUUGGAGAGGGCUUGUUUUAAAUUUGAGUCAUAUUUCAGUGUAAAAUUUAGAACUCUGCUUGUAGCUAGUUGAAGAAAAAAACAACAAACAAAAAAACUUGAAUUACAAAUUACCUCCUUGUACAUUAUUGGCCAUAGAUAACUUGAAAGAUAUUAACAGUAAUUGAAUGCAAUCCUUUUCUAAUUACCAGUGAUGGAAGAAUUAGCAGUGUCCCAGGUCACAUCCCCUUUUUGUGAUAGACACAAUAUAGGUUAUCUGCUGUUUUAUUUAUUUAAGAUACUUAAUUGCUGUGUUUUGUGCAAGAACUUAGUGAUGACAGCCCUGUAUUUUGUUGUUCUUAAUAAUUUCUCAGGAUACUUUGCACUGUGGAGAAGCAGUGCCAUUACCAAUUUAUUCUUGCCAGGAGUGAGACAGAGUUGCAUCUUUAAUUGAAACAAAGUUACUAUAACUGCUUGUAUAAAGUUCUUCCUUUUGGGGUUUUUUUUGUUUGGUUGGUUGGUUGUUUUUUGGUUUUUUCUAUAUAUAUAUAUACUGGAAGAUACCGUAUUUCUUUAUGGAGCUUACUCUGGUGUUCUACAAUAUUGUCCAAUGUAAGGUUUACUUUUUCAUAUGAAUUCCAUGUAAUUAGAGUGAGAUACUAUCUUCCACUUAACUAUAUUUUGAAGCCAACCA